AACUUUAGUAUUAAAAUUAGCAAUGAUGAUGAUCAGCAUGAGAUUAUUAUAAAAUAUGAAGACGUAAUUUAUAGUAGAGCUAUUGCUGGCCGGGCUCGGGGCGCGGUGCACCACCGGCUCGCCCCCCUGCCUGGCAUGGCGGAGCGCGACGAUUCCGAGCCCACCCCGGGCUGCAGCGGUCUGGGCCCGGGCGGCGUUGGCGGCGGCGGCGGCGCCCACCCAUGGGCUCCGGAGGACGCCUGGAUGGGCACCCACCCAAAGUAUUUAGAAAUGAUGGAAUUAGAUAUAGGAGAUGCCAGCCAAGUUUAUAUAGCAUUUUUGGUUUACCUGGACCUCAUGGAGAGUAAAAGUUGGCAUGAAGUAAACUGUGUUGGAUUACCAGAUCUCCAGCUCAUCUGCCUCGUCGGUACUGAGAUAGAAGGAGAAGGAUUACAGACUGUGGUGCCUACACCCAUCAGUGCUUCCCUCAGCCAUAACAGGAUAAGGGAGAUUUUGAAGGCAUCUCGGAAAUUGCAAGGUGAUCCAGAUUUGCCAAUGUCUUUUACUUUGGCCAUAGUGGAGUCCGAUUCCACAAUAGUCUACUAUAAACUUACUGAUGGAUUUAUGCUGCCCGACCCUCAGAAUAUUUCCCUUAGAAGAUACACCUAUAGUAGAGCUAUUAAAUGCUUUAAUACAUGUUUACUUCAAAAAAUUUUCUCUGCGAUACCUUCUUUUGCCUUCUUUUUCAUGGCUUUAUCCAUGUUAUGCUUCAGUAAUUCUUUUUAGAUGAUGUUCAUAGU
Neogale vison (American mink) is the source of this 779-nucleotide messenger RNA. RefSeq names its product tRNA-splicing endonuclease subunit Sen15-like. Gene Ontology annotation, molecular function: nucleic acid binding. The transcript has a single exon. Bases 136 to 765 code for a protein of 209 amino acids. The record is from RefSeq and is a predicted model, not a curated record. Lineage: Eukaryota; Metazoa; Chordata; Mammalia; Carnivora; Mustelidae. Gene Ontology annotation, biological process: tRNA splicing, via endonucleolytic cleavage and ligation.